AUGAACGGCCGCUUUAUUCUUUUCUUUGGCCUCAUCUUGGCAGCUUUUUACAUUGAUGCAUCUUAUGCUCGCGCUAUGGAUAUUAGUAGUCAGAAGCUGAACAAUAGGGCAAGUGGAAUUGCUCGACGUAUCUACGACGAGAUGGUAGAACGAGCAGCACGAGAAGUUUCUGAUGAUAUCAAAAAUGAUGAUGAUCAUCAGCAUCACGUAGAACGACGACAAACGAUUCCAUCAGGCAGUUUUCAUGGUGCUUGUUUCUUUGACGAUGCUUUUGGUGCCUGUCCUACUGCUUGCAAAAAAGAUGGUCAUCCAGGUGGUGGAAAAUGCCGCAAUUUUAAAUGUCUUUGCUUUUAA
Messenger RNA from Adineta steineri, 354 nucleotides. The record is from the annotation of a GenBank genome assembly. Lineage: Eukaryota; Metazoa; Rotifera; Eurotatoria; Adinetida; Adinetidae.